UUUAUAGUGAAAGCCAGAAUGUUUAAUGUUAAUGUGAGUCAUAUUUUGUUUUUCGUGAUGCUAAUCUGACUGCGAUGCGUCGGUAAGAACAGUUUUGUCCUGUGUUUGUGAAACCUCAAACAUUGGAUGGUCCAAGUCUCAUAUCUGCGACCUAGCGAUUGAAAUUCGAUCGUCUUAAUCAUUUCAUAAGAAAUGAUGUACACAUUGUGCUAACCUAAGAUUUUUUUGAAAAUUAUUUACACUUAGUAACAAGGUUAGAGUCAAACUUACCUAUAAAGUAAUACUGCUGUCUAAUCGCUAGUGGUAUGAACUAAUUAGAUCAACUAAUGAAAAACAACGUUAUUUUCGCGAGUUGAUUUGGACUCUGUUUAGUUGGUAUUUUGAUUCUUCUCAUCAAAUGUCCCACUCAUGGUUUCAUAAGUGUGUAAUUUUUAGAAUUGUCUGCUUAACUACUACAAUAUAACUGUGUUAAUAAAAUUAUUCGGAAGGUAAUACCCAUUUUCCAUAUAUCAUUUAAACAACAGUUUGACCCGAUGUGAUACCUCGUAGUGAUUCCCACUUUCUACUUUUUGAUUACUUUUUAACCUGCUGUUUUAUAUUUUUCCUCAUUAUUCUCAUGUAGUACAAAGAUUUUCAUUAUUUAAUCUAUUCCGUUGAUUAAAAUCCUACUUUUUCUGAGGAUGUUCAUAUUUUUAACUGUAUAAAAUUUACAGUCCACUUGUUCUAACUGAUAUUUUGUUUAGUGUCAGGUUGCUAAGAGAUUUACGAAUCGACAUUUUCACAUCGCUCAGCUAUUGAGUUGUGCACAUCAGUUAUAUGUAUUUAAUUUCCUUUUAUAUAGAGGUCAUUUCUCUUUCAAUCCUGAUCUAAGCGUUUAUGUGAAAUCUAUAAAUAAUUGUUAAAUAUUCAUUUAUCGUAGUUAUUUGCCUAUUUGGAUAGUGUCAUUAAUAAUAAUAUUUUCACAACACCUUCCUUUAGAUGCCUGUACUGAACGGACAAUUUUUCAUUCAUAUCAACUUAUGAAUUUACUGGAUUGUCUCAUCUCCCUCAGUUAAAUGAUAAUUAUUCAUUGUAGUAAAAAAAACUCGGCUAUUUUCAGUUACAAUCCUAUUAAAAUAUUUAUCAAACUCUGAGGUAUGCAGUGAAUAUUGUUUAUCGUACACCUUCCAUUUACAAAAUAAUCUCUAAUGUCAUUGUUUAAAAUUUGUGACAUUUGGUCAUCACAGCUGCACACAACAAAUUUUGAGGACGGUUUUUGCUUGAAGUUAAGCCCUCUUCACAAUUUGCAUAAAUCUCAAUAUUUCAUCUUAUUUGGAACUUCCUCUGGUAUUUUGUCCAUUUUCCUACCUCGAGCUGCUGAAAUUUCAGAUAAUGAAAAAUCAAAUGGUCAAUUACAUGAUUAUAAUGAUUUGUGCCUUGAAUACAAUACUGAACACCCCAUUUUAUGUAUAGAUUGUGGUAAUCUUGUCAUGGAAAUGUCUCAGUAUCAACAGAUAGCAGUUUUGCAUUCACGAAUGAUAUCUGUUUAUAAUUUUGCGAAGUCUGAUGAUUCGUUUCAAGGCUGUAGUGAUAAUUUUUCACUGGAAUCUUGGAAGCUAACACUUUCAUUCAAACUUAACGUUCAAAAGGAUUCAUACACAUUACUUCUUGGAAAAUUCUUUGAAAAAAUUCAGACAGAUGUCAUUUGUGUUCAAUCAGUUGACGCAUCUCUUUACUUUUUCAAUGCAAAUGGAGAAUUAUUUCAAAUAACGUUACCAAAUAUUCUAAUACCUGGUCCUAUAAUAUUUGUAAAAUCCAUCCAUUCGUUAAUAAUAGCUACUUCAAUAAAACUAUAUUGUUUUAGUUUUCUGUCUUCGAAUAUUGAACACUCUCAAAUAUUAUAUGCUAAUCAUAAAAAUAUUCCAUUCGACUGGUCGAUUGUUUCAGGAGAACCCAUAUUGUGUAUAGAUGAAAUUGACUCAGAAUCUGCAACCAGUAAACACUAUCCUUUAUCGUAUGUAGUUGCAUUAGGUAGAAAACGAAUUUUCCUUAUCUCAGAAACUGGCUCUUUAUUGUUUACUCGGCGUAUUGACAUUCCAUCCAAACAAUUAUGUGUAUAUGGUUAUUCAGAAAGAAAUGUUAAUUCACCAGAAAACUUAUCAUUUACUAAUACACAAAGUCAAGUUUCUUGGGUGCCAAGGUUUCUGGUAACAACAGAGAAAAAUCAGCUACUUGUAUUUAAAGGUGCGCAACUCUUAUGGUCUGCAUUGUUAUCAUUUGGUGCAAUUCAUAUAUCCAUGCCUAUAUUCACAAUGGAAUUAAGUAAUCAUUACGGUAAAACACUUCCUUUUAUUGGACUAAAUUUUCCAUCUGGUUUAAUUGUUGUACUUCAUAGAAAUGGACGAAUUACUUUGUCAUAUCUUGGCACUGAUCCAUCUAAUUUAGUUGUCCCGAAUAUCAUGAAAUCAAGUCAAAACGGUCACAAUUAUUCAAAUGAAAUAGAUCCUAAUCAAUCACAACUGAAAAAUGAAAGUUUCGAUGAAGAAAUGCAUCAAGUAAAUGAACGUAUUGAUCAGCUAAUAAAAGUUCGCUCGUCUUUAUUAUUCUCUAAUAAUAAUCAUAAAAAUACUCAUCUUGAAAAAGAUUCUCUCCCAAAAUUGAAAACAUCUAUUCGUCUAAAUUCAAAUCGAUUGAAUACAGAUGAGAAUGAAUUAUGCUAUAUUGACAUUGAUAUUGAAUUUCCAAAAGCAUAUCCCAAGAAACAAUUUAAUCCUGUUUAUCUAUUAACUCAUUCUUGUCCACCAAUUAUAAUCAAACCUAAUUAUAUAGACAUUUCUUCUAAUGAAUUGAAUAGUAGUGAUUUUGUUUUAGUCAAUCAUAAUAAUUCAUAUAAGUAUUCAUAUACAUUAACGUGUUAUAAUGUUAAUAAAUUUAUUGAUGGAGAAAAUGAGACAUCAUCAAUAAUGCAUAAUCAACUUCCAUUAGAUAUGAAUGUUGUUUUAAUGUUGUAUUACACUUUUACUCCCUUGAACUAUAAGAACAAUAACAAUAAUAGUAAUGAAAACAUUAAUUGCCCUACUGAUAAUUCAAUGUCGUUUAAUUCUCGUUCAAUUACAAAAUGUGUUACUCAUUGUAUCCAGCUCCCAAUAAUCUUGUUUGCUUCUAGCACCUUUGUACAUAAGAAUCAAAUGAUUGGGAAAUUUUCCUUGGUUUUUCAAUUGAUAACAAAGUUUCAUAAUCAUUUAAAAAAUGUAUAUUUAUCAGACUUAUUUCCAAAUUUCUUACCUAAAAAUGAUACUACUGGUUUUAAUGAAAGUAGUCAAAAUAACUUCACCCUAUAUGUAUCAUUUAAUGGAUUGAAACAAAUAAGUAAUGCUGAUCAACAAUGUGUAUACAUUUCAGUUAAAUACAAUAAAAAAUUCAAAUUUAAACUACAAAGUAAUCAUCCUGAAACAUUUUGGCCAAUUUUACAAGAGCUCAUUUUUCAUAAUAAUCUUGUUGGAAAACGUAAACCAAAUAGUGAUGCAAAUAAUCUUUACAUUAUCUUGUAUACGAAGGAUGCUAGAAAAUUCAUGGAUGAUCGUCCUGUACCUCCGAAAUCACCAUCGUCAUCAAAGUUUGAUAAUUAUACUUCUCAACUUGAAACAUUGUUCAAUAAAUUAUAUGAAUCUUUAGAUAAUCAUGUCAAUAAACGCUUAGAACUAGAUAACCAAAUUAGUAAGCUUACUGUGCAAGCUAGACAUUAUCGUGCUGUUCAACGAGAAGUUGUCGAUAGAAUAAAAAGUAGUCAACCUAAUUGUUUAAAUGGAUUUAAUGAAUUGUUAGAAAGAGAUAUGAAUAAUUUAAUGACUACUUGUGAUUUACUUGACCUGCUAACACAAGAAUAUUUUCAAUCUGGUUAUUCUGUAAUAUCAUUAGUUAUUUUAUUAAGUUUUAUUUGUUUAUUUUGCAUGCAAUCGUCGUCCUCUUCUUCCCCAUCAUCAUUUGAUUUUUCUGAAUUCGAAAGUGAAUGUAUGCUAUUCAAACCGACACAUUUGUUGACCAUGCUACAUUCAACACUUUCAUUAGAAAAUAUUCAAAGUUCAGAAUUCCCUGAAUCCAUUUUAUCCACUGAAUCUGAUGAACAUAAUCUUCAUCAUGUUGAUUUUAAACAAUACCUACAAGCCGAAAUAAAUUAUUUUUCAGAAAUCAUUCAAUCCAAUCACAUCGAGCCAAACGAGAAACGUGAUUCAUUCACUAAUUAUCAAGAUCCUUUAAAAAAUUAUAAUCGAUUAUUAACGCCUAAAUAUAUUUAUGAACAAUUCUAUCAACUUUGUAAACAAUUUAUGUCUUGUGAUCAUAAGGAAAUCAAACGUGUAAUUAGUUUACUUAAUCGAUGAAUAACUCUGUUAUUUCAAAUUCUUUCUUUCAGUAUUUUCAUUCAUCAGCUUGAAAAGUUGUUAUUUGAAAUGAAAUUUUCCUUUUGGUCAGCUUAAAUAGAAUUAACAAUAAUAUAGUUCUUUUUGUAUUAUAUUUUGUAGUCAUGCUUUAAAUCCUUUAUAAAUAAUACCAAAUAGCAUUCUUCAAUU
Messenger RNA from Schistosoma rodhaini, 4547 nucleotides. The record is from the annotation of a GenBank genome assembly. NCBI's taxonomy places the organism in Eukaryota, Metazoa, Platyhelminthes, Trematoda, Strigeidida, Schistosomatidae.